Molecule: messenger RNA, 2270 nt
Organism: Hermetia illucens (black soldier fly)
Lineage: Eukaryota; Metazoa; Arthropoda; Insecta; Diptera; Stratiomyidae
Product: probable cytochrome P450 12a5, mitochondrial
Exons: 6
Coding region: 275-1852 (525 amino acids)
Molecular function (GO): heme binding; oxidoreductase activity, acting on paired donors, with incorporation or reduction of molecular oxygen; iron ion binding
Source: RefSeq, a predicted model, not a curated record
CCAACAAAUACCGGAAUUUUCUCGUUCCAAUUUAACUGUGCUUUUGCGAUUUUUCGGUUGCGGUUGGUUUUGCGUCCAAACCGCGCGAUUGAGGUUGUUUUUUUUUCAAUUAAAUGUGUUUAUUCAUGAUGACUUGGUAUUCUUUGAAGCGAAAGCUUGUCUGUCUAGAUAAGUUUCAGGCAUAUUUGAAAAAUAGGAUUGCAAAGUUAGUUCCGCUGAGUUGUUCGUUUGGUUCGUACCUUUCAAAAUUGUGUUAAUUUAAACUGAUUCAAAGAUGAUUCGGGUCGGCAGUUCCUUUGUAAGGAGUAAUGGCCAGUGCAACUAUUUAGUUCGACUAUUUGCAACCCAGGUUGCUUCCGCCCCUGUUGCGGAUACACAAUUUCAACAAGAGUGGAAUAUGGCACUACCAUUCGAGAAGCUACCGGGACCAUCGCGGCUAACACUGUUAAAAGAUAUUUUACCUGGAGGAAAAUUUCGAACUCUCGAAAUGACGGAAGUACUGGAACAGUACCGUCAGGAGUAUGGAGAAAUUUAUAAACUACCUGGAAUGUUUGAUAAACCUGACAUGGCGCUUGUUUUUGAUCCAAAAGAUUUCGAAGCAGUUUAUCGUACAGAAGGCGUUUGGCCUGUUCGUCCUGGUUUGGAGACCAUCACACAUUACAGAAAGAAGGUUCGACCGGAUAUAUUCUUCAGCGGGGGACUGGCAAUUGAGCAAGGCAAAGAAUGGGCUGAAUUCAGGACAGCCGUGAAUCCGGUGAUGAUGCAACCCAAAAUUGUGAAACUAUAUGUUCCACAAAUCGACAAAUUUGUGGACGAAUUUAUGGUUAGAAUGAAGAAAAUUCGAGAUCCGAGCACAUACGAACUACCUGAAAAUUUCGAGGAUGAAUUGAAUAGGUGGUCAUUGGAGGCAAUUUGCAUAAUAGCUCUGGAUACACGUCUCGGAAUUAUGGGAAAUUUGGAUAAAAAUAGUAAAGAACAGGAAUUUAUAAACGCUGUGAAAAGAUUCUUUUAUUUGCUUACUGUACUCGACUUAAAACCAUCUAUGUGGAAAGUAUUUCCUACUGCAGACUUCAAGGAAAUGAUGCACGUUUCAGAUGUUAUAACAAACUUCAGUUACCAUCAUGUGGAUGAAGCUAGGAAACGUUUGGAAUCCAAAACCAAUAUGCAAAGUGAGAAAGAACAAAGCGUCCUUGAGAAGCUUAUUAAAAUCAAUCCAAAAGUGGCCACAGUCAUGGCUACGGAUAUGGUCGUAGCAGGCGUGGAUACAACGAGUUCGGCUGUCACUAGCGUCUUAUACAAUCUGGCAAAGAAUCCUGAUAAGCAAGAACUCCUCCGUAAUGAGUUACGAAAAAUUCUUCCCGAAAAGGACAGUCCUCUGACUCCACAAAACAUGUCCAAUUUACCAUACCUUCGAGCAUGCUUUAAGGAAGCAAUGAGAAUCUUACCUGUGGUGGAUGGUAACUUCCGCGAGACUGGAAAAGAUUUGGUUUUGAGGGGUUACAGGAUACCUAAAGGUACACCAGUGGGAUUGCAAUCUGCAUUUAUUCAAGUGGACGAUAAACUAUAUACAAACGCGAAAAAGUUCAUUCCCGAACGAUGGCUUAAAAAUCAGGAAUCUGAGCUUAGCAAGGAAGCGAAAAGUGUGAGUCCAUUCACAUUUCUUCCAUUCGGAUUUGGACCAAGAAUGUGUAUUGGACGGCGCUUUGCUGAACUCGAGAUAGAGGUAUUUGUUUCGAAGCUUGUCCGGAACUUUUAUAUUGAAUGGGAUAGACCAGAUUUGAAGUUUAAAAGAGCUGCGAUAAACAUUCCUGAUGGAAAGCUUCAAUUUAAAAUCAAGGAUGUGGAAAAUUAGAUUGAAAUGUUGUCAUCGUUAACAAAAUAGUUUGCUAUUUCUUCAAGGCCUUACUCGACAUUUUCAUUGAGGGGGGCCACAACAUACAGCAACGGAGUUUAGUAAUUUGGGAGAUAAAAUAAGGUCUUCUUUAUUUUUAUUUGAACCACUGAUACAACAGUUAUUAUUAUGGUGGAUACUAGGGAAAUUGUUAUUCUUAUAAUUAAUGUGAGGAUUUGUCAACUUAUAAGUCUUCAUUGUACCAUUGUCACUAGUUUUUGAGAUUUAUUUUAGUAAAUUUUUAUCCAUGUUUUGUGAUACGUUUUUCCCAAGAAAAGUUUAUAUUUUUUCUUUGUAGUUCAAAACUUAUCAAAACAAAACAAAUGAAAUAUGGUUAAAUGUAACAGAUAAACAGAUAACAAUAAACUAUAACAGGGGC